This is a messenger RNA of Leguminivora glycinivorella, 4309 nucleotides long. RefSeq names its product glutaredoxin domain-containing cysteine-rich protein CG31559-like. Lineage: Eukaryota; Metazoa; Arthropoda; Insecta; Lepidoptera; Tortricidae. Gene Ontology annotation, biological process: sensory perception of sound. The transcript is spliced from 4 exons. The record is from RefSeq and is a predicted model, not a curated record. The coding region runs from base 189 to 2057 and encodes 622 amino acids.
GGAAUUUCUUCUUUACAGGUCUGAAUAAACAGCGCGCUAGAAAAACCGGUCAGCGGAUUAUUGACCCAGUCUCGAUCGGUCACCGGAACCAUUAUGCCUUACAUAUCCAUCACUAUCUAACGCGGACCUGACUCGCAUUGCAACUGACAAACACCGUUACUUCAUUAUGCCAGUCUAAUAGCUGCACCAUGAUGGAAGACGUCGCGCCCCGCCCCAGUGUCGAGUACAUCCCGCCACUGCCACCUAAAGUCAAGCAAAAAGCCACUACGUUUACACAAAUAACUAGCGACGAUACUAAGCUAAACGGUAACAUGGAUUCACUCAGUUCGAUGCACUCACUCGUCCUUAAUUCUAAGCCUUCUGCAACGGUAUUCAUAGCGGCGACCCAGCCAGAACGGCCUGCAAGCACGUCUAGCUCGGACGCUCUAAACGGCCCACACGUGGUCACUAUCAGAAUAAACACAGACUCCGACAAACCGAAGGCACCCAAAAUCUCAAGCGUUCACCUCAAGAGCGACGCCGACUUCGACGCCUUCAAACUCAACGACAUUUACAAGAAAAACAACAGCCUGGUCAGGCUCAAUGUCGAAGAUCGACCCAAGAUUUUAGAUGAGGAAUUGAAAACUGAUAAACCACCGUUUAUCUAUUGCAGCUCCUAUAUGAACUCCAAUAUGGUCAUGUCAAGUGGGCAGUGCUCGCCGAGCGAUACUCUAGACUCCGGAACUUGCAGCGACCUUGACGGCACACCGCCUCCGUUACCUAAAAAGAAGCUCACGAAGUCAACAAAGAAAGUCUCCGUGACGUUAAUUAGUUCCACGAAUGGCAGUCAUGAUGAAUAUGAAGACAAUGAUUCUAAUAUAUCGUGCGAUUCGCUUAAUAGUAGUGAGCUUAACGGAAGCGUGCACGCCGAAGAGAACCAUAGCGAAGAUGGCAAAAAUGAAAAGAAACAAAGUCCGCCUGCCGCGCCGGUGAUGCCAGCCUUUGAAGCCAGCACGGACAACAAAGACAGCAGCUUUCUACCACAAGGUCUGCUCCAAGACAUUAGAGACCGUUCUACCAAACUGAAUACGGUCGAAACUGAAAGCGAACCGGCCAAGCCUCUGGACGCGAACCAGAAUAUUAAUGAAAAUGCUAAUUUAUCGAAAGAAAGCGCGCAACUAACGUCGUUCCGUCUAGUUUCUCAGUGUAAUAGUGAAGUGACGUCUAAUUCAGGCAGAGAGUCAUUACUGAACGUCUCUAAAACCCCUCUAAUUAGCGAAAGCACGUACGAGGAACGCAAGAAGGAUAAAAUUAAGCAAGAUAAAAUGUGUUACAGUAGCAAUUAUUUUGACGCGGACAAAUAUUAUGACUUCCACCUGAAUGAAAAACAGUUCGAUGAUGUUCAGUCCUUGAAAAGUGUUAGUGGUGUGAGUGUGAAAAGUGAUGAGUUAUCGGAAUUGGAAUAUUUUGCGGGGAUAAAGGAUUACAAGAGUGAAGAUGCUCCUUCGACGAUAAGGAGUUCGAAAGGCACGAUCCGCGGCGUGAAGAACCGCGUGCGAGCUGGCAUAGCAACAUUCCUCCAAAUCCAGAACACGACAAAGAGCUACAAAGAAAAAGACGCCGGUAAGGUCGUCGUCUACACAACAACCAUGGGCAUCGUACGCAGCACAUACCAACGCUGUAAUCUAGUGAAGAAGAUCCUGAGGAACCUUCUCGUGAAAUACGAGGAGCGAGAUGUGUUUAUGAGCACGGAGUAUCAAGACGAGAUCAGAGAUAGGAUGAAGAGCGACCAGAUUCGAAUCCCGCAGCUGUUUGUGGAUGGCCAGCAUGUUGGGGAUGCGGACACCGUGGAGAAGCUUAACGAGAGUGGCGAACUCAGGAAAAUGCUUAAGCCUUACAAGAGUCCAGACGCCUGCAACACCUGCCAGAUGUGCGGCGGGUUCCGCCUCCUCCCCUGCAGAAUCUGCAACGGCUCCAAGAAGAGUUUACACCGCAACCACUUCACUGCUGAAUUCGUCGCCCUCAAGUGUAUGAACUGCGAUGAGGUCGGCCUUGUACGGUGUGAGGUGUGCUCUUGAACCUUCCAAAAAGGAAUAGACGGACUUUUUAGUGAAAUAUAUCGAAUAUAACUUUGAAAGUCAAAUGUAUACAUGCAGAUAAUUCUUUCUUAACGGACACAGGAAUCAGUAUAGACAGAAGAAUCUGGAAAUCGUUGUCUACAGAACUUAAGUAUUUGAACUGCGAUGAAGUUGGCAUCGUAUGGUGUGAGUUGUGCUCUUGGGCUUUCAAAAAUACAAAAUGUGGUUAUCGAAAUACGCGGACUUUUUAAUGAAAAAUAUCGAAAAGAAUUAUAUGAGUAAGACAGAAAUCAGUCACAGAAUAAUCUAGAAAUCGUUAUCUACAGAACUUAUGUGUAUCAACUGGCUUCGUACGGUGUGAGGUGUGCUCUUGGGCUUUCAAAAACAAAAAUUGUGGUUAGAAGGAUAGACGUACUUUUUAGUGAAAUAUGUCGAAAAUGAUAUAGAGGUGUCGGAAGGAUUAUCUACAUGAAUAAGACACUGAAAUCAGUUGAGACAGAAUAAUCUGGAAAUCGUUGUCUACAAACUUAUGUUUAUGAACCGCUAUGGAGUCGGCCUUAUACGGGGUGUUCUCUUGAGUUUUCAAGAUCCCAAUGCGGUUAGCAGAAUAUGCGGACUUUUACAGUGAAAUAUGUCGAAAAUUCUGGAAACAUUUGCACGAAUAAGACAAUGAAAUCAAGUGGUGGGCUCUUGAACCACUUUCAAAAUCACAAUGUGGUAUACCUAAUCAAAAUCGACGGACUUAAAACGAUUGAAAUAUAUUGAAUGCAGGAAACGUUUGCAUGAAUAAUAUAUUGAAAUCAGUUCAUAGACUGAAUAAUUUGGACUAGCCCAAUGGCACAAACGCUCACGAAACGAAACGCUCGUAGAUAUCUAUCUCUAUCGCUACUGCGUAUUGGCGCGACAGAGCCAGACUACCUUUCGCGGCGUUUCGUUUUCGUUUUGCGUCGCAGAAAUGCCAUUCGGCUACGGCACCUGGAAUUCGUAUCGUCUAACGCGAACAUAGCUAUUCAGAAUUGAGCUAUCUACGGAACUGCCAAUUCAAGUGUUACUUAUAGUCAGGAGAAAAGUGCUUUGUGUAUGAUGCGGAAAAGUUUUCAAUUGUUGUGUUAAAAUUGUAAGUGUAGUGUUAAAUUGACUGUAUAAAUAUUAUUAACGGUGAUAGUUUAUAACUAAGCUAUAUCAUUUAAGCUGUUGUAAAAAGACAAAGGCGUGACUCUAGUGAAAAGGGACAUAGCUAAUAUAAGUCUCACAUAGUAGUAAAAAUUACUUAAAACUUAUAGGUACCCUUUUUCCCUACGUUGUGAGAGAAAACGUUGUGGGAAGUACUUUAUUUUUUUUUUACUAGAGCUACAAAUAUUUCGAUACACGAUUUUAAUAAUAUCAUUUAUCAGUUUAUCACAAAAUAUUUAUCAUGUAAAUAUUUCGUGAUAAUAAUAAUCUUUAAAAUGAUAUUAUAAUUGAUAAUAAAUUGCAAGAGUGUACAGCACUAACUUUAAUAUUUUUAUCAUUUAUAUUUUGUUCUUAAAUGGUAAAUGAAGAAAUAUAAGUACCUUCUUUUAAUAUUAAAAUUGUACGACUUAAAAAGUGUACCUACUUCAUUAAAUUUUUAAUGAAACUAAAAUUAUUAUUUUGUGUAUCUUCACUUCUGUUUUUGCACUUUUCUUAGCGAUAACAGGUAAUAUUUAUAUUUUAUGAUAUUGAAAAUAUUUUAAAUACAAUAAUAAAAUUAUGAAAUCAAUAAUUUAGGUAUAUACCUACCUGCUUAUGUGUUCAAAACUGUUCAAAGAAAUAAUUUAGUUUUUCAUUUUGCGCCUAAACUGGAUGAAAUCACGUUUUAUUAUUUUUUAUAGGGUUUUCGAUAAUUUUGCUAAAAGAUUGUUAGUAGCCGUAGAUUUCUUUCAAAAACGUGUUUACUGUUUAGAAACAAUUUUAUUCCCUUUACGUCGUAUCUUCAAAAAUUCAGUAAGCAUUAAGCAUGUGUAUACUUACUUAUACAUUUACACAUAACAAUUAAAAAGGUUCAAGUUCAUACUAAUUAAUAAUACUAAUACUAAUUCAAAAGAGGAGAAGUUUGUAAAUUAAUUGUAUUUUUUGAAUAGAUACCUCUACUUACUUAAUAAUAAUUUAAGCAAUAAUUUUAAUAAUUAUGCCAUAAAUUAGUUACAACUUUAUAUGAUUAUAUGAUUGGAUGUUAUGUAUUUUAAGGAAUCCUUAUGAAACAAAUAGGGUAAAUAUAAUUUUUGCAUGUA